Molecule: messenger RNA, 4396 nt
Organism: Aspergillus eucalypticola CBS 122712
Lineage: Eukaryota; Fungi; Ascomycota; Eurotiomycetes; Eurotiales; Aspergillaceae
Exons: 8
Coding region: 281-4342 (1353 amino acids)
Molecular function (GO): protein binding; metal ion binding
Source: RefSeq, a predicted model, not a curated record
AUCAUAUAUCAUGUACCUGCCUGCCUACUACCUACUAGUUAGUACUUAGGCAAUGUGCAAGACUGGUGGUCUGAUGCAACACACGACAUGCAUCUUCUAGCUAGUCGUUCACCAUUGAAUGUCCUGUCGGUUCAGUCACUUGACUAAAUAACCGUCAAUCUGCACAUUCCUCGUAGAUCAUCUUUUCUCUCUCUCUUUCUCCCUCCCUCAUUUCUCGUCUAUCUUCUCUGAAACACAGUCACUAUCUACUUGGAGAUUCCUUGGGCCGAGUAGAAUCAAUAUGUCGGAGUACAAGGUGGAGUAUGAUUCGGAGCUGGAUUCCUUCCAGCUCUACCACCGCUACGAAGAACCCCAACCGAACCUCGACUGGAAGCGCGCCGCUCUCAGCGGGCCCGCACUUCCAGCGCUGGGCAAUGCCGUCGCGGGAGCAGUCGGCUCCGCGCUCUCGAACGUCGCGACGUAUCCGUUGAGUUUGAUCGUUGCCCGCUUGCAAACGCAGAAGGUGAGAAGGGGUACAAAGUCGGAGAAAUCAGCGUCGGACGCCGAAUAUACCAGCGUCCUCGAUGCAGCACGCAAAAUCUACGCCGAGGAAGGAAUCGCCAGUUUCUACACGGGUCUAGCACAGGAUACGAUAAAGUCUGUUGCGGAUUCGUUUCUCUUCUUCCUUGCGUACGAGUUCUUUCGGCAGCGGAGGAUACGCGCCCGGUUUGGGAAUACGCGCCGCAGCAAACAUACUGUUUUACCGGUGCUGGAUGAGUUAGCGGUGGGUGUUUUGGCGGGGGCGUUUGCCAAGCUGUUUACGACGCCGUUGGCGAAUAUUGUGGCGAGGAAGCAGACGGCUAAGGAUGUUGGUGGUGGGAGUACGAAGGAGAUUGCGGCGCGGAUUAGGGCUGAGAAGGGAUUACGGGGGUUCUGGUCGGGGUAUUCGGCUUCGUUGAUACUCACGCUGAAUCCGUCGAUUACGUUCUUUCUGAAUGCUGUGUUGAAGUAUGCGUUGCUGCCGAGGAGUCAGCGACAGAAGAGACCGUCUGCUGUGGCGACGUUUUUCUUGGCGGCCGUUAGCAAGUCGAUUGCUUCGUCGGUAACUUAUCCGUUUUCGAUGGCGAAAACGCGGGCGCAAGUUGCGGGGAGUCAGAUUACGGUGGGAGCUGAUGGGGAGAAGAAGAAGGAGGAUGAAGGGGUGUCGUUGAUGCCGGCGAUUGUUAGUAAUGUGGCUGCGAUUGCGCGCACUGAGGGCGUUGCUGCGCUUUAUGCUGGACUUCCUGGGGAGGUGCUCAAGGGGUUCUUUUCACAUGGGUUUACGAUGCUCGCGAAGGAUGCAGUGUAUUCGGCGAUUGUGAAGAGUUAUUAUCUGCUGCUCCUUGCGCUUCGGAGGUAUCCUACCCCAGAGGAACUGCUUCAGCGGGCUCGCGAACAGGCGGAGGAGUUUGCUGAUGCUGCACGUGAGGGUGCUCGUGAUUUGGCUGAGAGAACACGGAGUGGCACGGAAGAAGUCCUGAGUCACCAGGCUGGGGGUGUGACGGUGGAUAUGACUUCCAGUGAAUUGGCGGAUUCGAACGAGACGGCGGAGAUGGUGGGAGAUUAUGUCGAGGAUGAUGGCAGUGCGAAGACAUACCCCAUGUCGACCGACCCCCAUCCCGGUCCCGGUCUAGGGGACCUGGAGAAAGAACUGACCUGCUCGAUCUGCACGGAUCUGCUGUACCAGCCUCUCACCCUCCUCGACUGCCUGCACACCUUCUGCGGCUCCUGUCUCAAAGAAUGGUUCUCUGCACAAGCCUCCCGCGCCCGGUCGUCAUCUUCCGUCCGGUUCACUUGUCCGUCUUGUCGCGCGGUGGUCCGCGAAACCCGCCCUAAUGCUACCGUUACUACUCCCGACCGGGAUAAGUCGGCGGAGGAGAAGGAGGAGAUUGCGCAGAGAUACAAACAUGGUGAUUCGGUGGGUGAUGUUUCGGACGAUGAGGAUCGGAGGUUGUUGGAGGAGGUAAGGGAAUUGAGUUUGCAGGAAAGUCGGUCGAGGCAGUCGUCGCGGACUCGUCGCACGGAAUCGAGUGCUGAGGUGGAUGGGGCGCGACAACGACGGCGAGAAGAGGAGCGUGCUGCGCGGCGACGGCAGGGGGAGACUGCUGCGGAGCGCAAUAGACGCAUAGAGCAUCAUUUGUCGGAUACCGAGACGAUACAGGAUCAGAUUCUACGGCAGAUUUUGGAGGAGGGGCUGCUGGAUGAUAUCGACUUCGAUAAUCUGGGUCCGGCGCAGGAAGAGGAGCUUAGUGAGCGCAUCGCUGAUGCGUAUCGUCGGAGGCAUAGAUUGCGCUCUCGCUCGCAGCAACGGUUGGAGGCGCGGGAGACGAAUCAGACGUCGUCACGGGCUCGGGCUCGCUCGCAUUCUACGCAGAGACCACGGGAAAUUCCUACGCAAAAUGAGACUAGCCGGAAUCCUCCUGUGUCGAGACCGCAUCUACUAGAUCCGCUCGUGGCGCGAAAUGGGAACCCGGGUCAUCAGAGGCGGUUGUCGGAUCAGGGAAGCAGCCGUCGGCGAACGUCACCGGUGCCUGCGAAUCCUGCUUCUUCGUCGGAGGUCACGCUGAGGCCUGCAGCGCGAUCGUCUAGUGACGUGGUUACUGACCGUCCCCGAAAUUCGCAGGCUGCCCGAGUCAGAACGGAAUCGUCGCCGCGCUCUCGACGUGCCACGGCAUCUGAGCAGAGCACACCGAACAUCUGGGUGGAAGGAGCCAGGGAACGUGCCAUCCGACGAGCUCCUGGUAGAUUAUCCAUCGAUUCACCACGGGUGGUUGCAGCUCCUGAGCAGAAUACACACACCGGUUCCUGGCCAGCGAGUCCGGGAAUGGUUGUGCCUGCGAGCAGUUCCUUGGUAGCAGAGGUGGGAGGAACAGGCAGAUCAGAGGCGCGAUCUCGACCAUCUUCGUCCCGGUCCAAUGCGCCUCGCUCUGCCAUCAUGUUCAGCGAACCGUCUAUUUCAUGCAAUCGAUGUGGCAAGGAGAAGAUACAAUACGAUUUACACAAGAAAUGUCCCAAAUGCAAUGAUGGCGGUUACCACCUGUGCUUGAGAUGCUAUCGCACCGGCGAAGGGUGUCUCGAAUGGGCAGGCUUCGCCAAAUCCGCAGAAGCGGACUUUGAACGUAUUAUCGCUUGUUCAAGUGGCCAUCCCUCGCCACUUCGCAGCAGCUCCCAGCAGCAUAUCCUGCAAUCGUGCAAGUACCGUCGGGCACCAGACAUUGCCUACCGUCCCGACCGAGACGGACGAGUUAUGACCACCGACGACCCAGCCCAAAGACUCACAACCGGCUUCUUCUGCGACAGCUGCCAAUCCCCAGCAAACGACUGCUACUGGAAGUGCGACCAAUGCAACGAAGGCGACUGGGGCUUCUGCAACCGCUGCGUGAACCAAGGACGAUGCUGCACCCAUGCCCUCCUUCCCAUCUGCCGCAUACCACCCGACAGCAACUCAACUCCAACCGCAACCGCAACCGCAACCACAACCGACAACACGCCCUCCCCAUCACUCGAAACAUACAAGAUCCUCUCCAUCGCAACGAACUGCGACAUCUGCACGCACCCCAUCCCCGACUCCACCCCCCGCUUCCACUGCCUCCAAUGCAACAACGGCGACUACGACAUCUGCACCAACUGCUACCUCCGUCUCGUGGCCAUCGGCAAAAUCCGUAAAGAAAACGGCCACAACGGCUGGCGCCGCUGCCUGAAAGGCCACCGCAUGGCCGUGAUCGGCUUCGAAGACCACGAAGAAGGCCAACGCCGCGUCAUCCUCCGCGACCUCGUAGGCGGCCGUGCCCUCAACGACGACCACCUCAUCCAGCCCUCCUCUCCAACCGCCUCCCCAAUCACCACCAUCUCCACUUCCAACUCCACCAUCGCCUCCCCCGAAGUCGGCUCCGGCGAUUGGAGCUGGAAAGAGGGCUCCGAGCGCCGCAAAAAGGCCUCUCGGAUUAGACCUUGGACUAUCGGUGACCGUGACCGUGAUCGUGACCGCUCCUCCGAACCAAACACACCCACCACCAUCACCACAUCUUCCCCCUUCACUAUAUCCAGCUCAGCUAUAUCCUCACAAAUCUCAUCCUCAACAAAUUCUACGACAACGACAAAUGGUACCCGCCGCUAUCCACCCGACGGCGGCGUCGGCUUAGUCGUCCAUGCCCUGUGGUCAUGGUACCCCGAAGACGGAGUCAAAGACGAAUUGAUGUUCCCCCGCGGAGCGGAAAUCACCGAAGCAGAGAAUAUCAAUGAUGAUUGGUACUGGGGGUGUUAUGCGGGAUUGACGGGGUUGUUUCCGGGGGCCCAUGUGUUUGUUGCGGGAGAGGUGGUUUGAUUGAUGAUUAUGAUAACGGUGGUUGUGGUGAUGAUGAUGAUGGUGGCAGUUCCG